ACACUUAUGUGUCUUUAGGGAUAAACCACCCGUCCUUAGUUGGCAGCAUUUUUUUACGACAUUAGUCUUUUCCUCUUUGCUCGUUCACUUAUCACGCUUCCUCAUCAUCAGGAACAUCAUGUCUCCGGCAAAGAAAGCUCCAGCAUCUGCUGAACCCAAGAAAGCAACCCCCAAGGCUGCUCCAGCUGCCGCACCGGCUGCUGCUGCUGCCAAGAAGCCAGCUGAGAAGGCCCCUGUGAAAGCUCCUGCUGCGGGAACUGCUAAAGCCCCUGCCCCAGCUCCAGUAACGAAGGCCUCAACUCCAGUUGCUGCCAAAGCUGCACCUGUAGCCGCUGCUGCUACUAAAGGAACCCCAAAGGUGGCUGCAGCACCAGCUAAGGCUUCUCCAGCUCCAGCUAAGGCUGCUGCUACCCCAACUAAUAAAGCUGCUGCAGCUACAGUUAAGGCUGCGGCAACUACUAAGGCUGCCCCUGCUGCUUCUCCCGCAACAACAAAAGCUGGAGCCAAACCAGUGGCUAGCCCUGCUGCUGCAACAACCAAGAAAGGUGCUGCACCUGCUGAUGCAGCCAAGAAAGAGGUUGCUUCCUCUGCAAAGAAGGGUGCUGCUGACAAAAAGGCUGCUCCAGCUGCAGUUCCUGCUGCAUCCCCAGCCAAGCGAAAGGCUGAUGCCCCUGCUGAAAAGAAAGCUCCUGUUGCUGAGAAGAAAGCAGCCGUUGAGAAAAAGCCUGCUGUAGUUGCUGCUCCUAAGAAGCCUGAAGCUGCAGCCAAGAAACCAGAGGCUGCUGCUGCUAAGAAACCAGAAGCUGCAGUCAAGAAACCUAGUGAGAAAAAAGUUGCUCCAUUGAAGGCAGCUGUCAAGGCAAAGAAAGAGACCCCAAAGAAACUUGAGGGUGUCAAGAUUAAAGGAAAGGGUUACAAGGGCAAGAAACUUAACCUCAAGUUCACCAUUGACUGCACUCACCCUGUUGAAGAUGGAAUUAUGAAUGCAGCUGAUUUUGAAACAUACUUGAAGCAGCACAUCAAGCUGAAUAAGAAAGUUGGCAAUUUGGGAACACACAUCCAAACUGAGCUGGCAAAGAGCAAAAUCAUUGUUUCUUCAGAUGUUCCCUUCUCCAAGAGGUAUUUGAAGUACCUGACGAAACGUUACUUGAAGAAGAACAAUCUUCGCGAUUGGCUGCGAGUUGUUGCCAACGGAAAGACCUCUUAUGAACUCAGAUACUUCAAUAUCAACAAUGAGGAAGAGGAUGAUGAUGAUGACAAGGAAUAAGUUCGUCUCUCCGUUGUUUCGUUUUUGCUGUAAAGUAAUAAACGAUGACCAUUA
Messenger RNA from Daphnia magna, 1321 nucleotides. Its product is annotated as 60S ribosomal protein L22. Gene Ontology annotation, biological process: cytoplasmic translation. Gene Ontology annotation, molecular function: RNA binding; structural constituent of ribosome. Gene Ontology annotation, cellular component: ribosome. The coding region runs from base 119 to 1267 and encodes 382 amino acids. Lineage: Eukaryota; Metazoa; Arthropoda; Branchiopoda; Diplostraca; Daphniidae. The transcript has 5 exons. The record is from RefSeq and is a predicted model, not a curated record.